This is a messenger RNA of Alligator sinensis (Chinese alligator), 1444 nucleotides long. Its product is annotated as interferon-induced transmembrane protein 5-like. Gene Ontology annotation, cellular component: plasma membrane. Gene Ontology annotation, biological process: bone mineralization; bone morphogenesis. The transcript is spliced from 2 exons. The record is from RefSeq and is a predicted model, not a curated record. NCBI's taxonomy places the organism in Eukaryota, Metazoa, Chordata, Crocodylia, Alligatoridae. Bases 305 to 709 code for a protein of 134 amino acids.
CCCCUGCCUCAAUGACUUGAGCUCCUCAGCUCUCCAGAAAAUCUUCUCUUCAGGGUGGAGUGAUCUGGGAUAUAAAAAGUAUCCCCUAUACACUAGGGUGAGGGCUGGCUUACAAAACCAAGCCUGUUUCUCUUAGCCCUGCCCCAGCAUUCCUGAUAACCACAGCUGGGGGACAGCUAUAAUUUUCCUGGUUUAUAUAUAGAGGGAGAAGCUGUGCCUCAGGCAAGAACUAUAUAAAAGGGGCUGGCUACCUUUCCAAGGCUGCAAAUGCAGGAGAGCUGAGGGUCUCCCUCUCCUGGAGAUCAUGGACACUUCUUACCCACGGGAGGACUACCUGCCCAUGACGUCCCACAAACAGGACCAUUCUUCCACUGUCAUCACCAUUGGAUCAUCCGUGGUACCCCAGGACCACCUGAUUUGGUCCAUCUUUAACACCAUCUACAUGAACCUCUGUUGCUUUGGUUUUGUGGCUCUUGCUUACUCCAUCAAGGCGCGGGACCAGAAGGUGGCAGGUGAUGUGGAAGCAGCUCGCCGCUUCAGCUCCAAGGCCAAAUGCUACAACAUCCUGGCAAUGGUGUGGAGCCUACUGCUGCCAGUGCUACUUGUUGCCCUGGCAGUCACUGGUGUGAUCCACUUCACCAAGCUGGUUCAGGAGUCCAUGAACUUCUUCAACUAUGAGAUCAUCACCAUUGAAGAUGACAAGAAGUGAGACAGGGGCUUCAUGGGUUCCUGGGAGCUCUCGUGGGGCACUCCUAGCAGUGUUCCACAUGGACGGCAAUCCAGCAUGACCCAGCUGAAUGGGACACUGUGCAUGGCCAGCUGCUGCUAUAACCCAGGGCAGCUUUCCCAUAUCCCUGCAGCUAUGGUAUCCAUGUACUUUGGAACUCGCUUCACAGCUCUCCUUGUGGUGUGGCAUGGGAUCUGAAAACAGUUCCCCUGUGCAUCCUUGUGGCCUGUGUGGACUUACAUCCAUACAGCUGAGUCUGUGCAGUGGUCUCCUCAGGCCUGGCCCCUUUUGUCUUCCCCACCCUCUCUCCUCAUUCGACCUUGGCUUGUCUUGGGACCACUGUUCCCUUUUUCCCACUGCCAAAGACACAAAUCCAUUUCAACACUUUCCUUAGGCUCCCCCCCCCCAUCUUUGGUUGUUUAUUUCGAGUAAUGUUGGCUGUCUCUCAGUCUAACCAUUCUUGUAGCUAUUUAAGUGAUUAAAUAAUUUCAUACAUCUUGAGUCUCAUGUGUGUCUGGGAAAGGGGGGCAGUUUCUCAUUGGUAAUGGACACGGAGCAUUUUCUUGAUUACUCUUAAGUUUUCACUUCCAACUCUUGUUUACCAGCAGGAGAGAGAGAAAUGCAUUGUGCUUUAUAUUGUAAACCCAGAUCUUCACACAAUCACAGGAAUUCAAGAGCUCUGGCCCCUGAGCAUGGGUCUAUAGAGCCUAAUCAACC